Molecule: messenger RNA, 2495 nt
Organism: Penaeus indicus
Lineage: Eukaryota; Metazoa; Arthropoda; Malacostraca; Decapoda; Penaeidae
Gene: carmine
Product: AP-3 complex subunit mu-1-like
Exons: 10
Coding region: 110-1363 (417 amino acids)
Biological process (GO): endocytosis; intracellular protein transport
Cellular component (GO): cytoplasmic vesicle; clathrin adaptor complex
Source: RefSeq, a predicted model, not a curated record
UCGGACGCAUGUAAACAUCUCUUCACAUGACGGCGCCGCUGUGUCUUCUGGACUUUGACAGAUGCGUUGAAUUUCCUCUUAUUUCUCCUCUUCUACACAAGCCUUUACCAUGAUACACAGUCUGUUCAUCGUGAAUUCCUCUGGGGAUGUUUUUAUGGAAAAACACUGGAAGAGUGUUAUACCAAGAUCUAUAUGUGAUUACUUCUUUGAUGCCCAGAGGAAAGCCAACAACAAUGAGGACAUUCCACCAGUCAUUACCACCCCUCAUCAUUACCUCAUCAGUGUGUUGCGCAGCAAUCUUUUCUUCAUUGCCGUGUGUAUGACAGAAGUUCCUCCUUUGUUUGUGAUUGAGUUCCUUCAUCGUGUGGUUGAUACAUUUGAAGAUUAUUUUGGAGAGUGUACAGAGUCCAUUAUCAAGGAACAUUAUGUGGUAGUCUACGAGCUCCUGGAUGAGAUGCUGGAUAAUGGUUUCCCUCUUGCAACAGAAAGCAACAUCUUAAAAGAGCUUAUCAAACCUCCCAACAUACUUCGCACCAUUGCUAAUACAGUAACUGGAAAAUCAAAUGUAAGUGCAACUUUACCAACUGGGCAGUUGAGCAAUGUCCCAUGGCGCCGGUCAGGAGUCAAAUACACAAAUAAUGAAGCUUACUUCGAUGUAACUGAAGAAGUGGAUGCUAUCAUCGACAAGUCUGGGGCUACAGUUACAGCUGAAAUCCAAGGCCAUAUUGACUGCUGUGUCAAGUUGUCAGGGAUGCCGGAUCUUACCCUGUCAUUUGUAAAUCCCCGCCUCUUUGAUGAUGUGUCAUUUCACCCAUGUGUCAGGCUUAAACGUUGGGAGUCUGAACGAGUGCUGUCAUUUAUUCCUCCUGAUGGCAACUCUAGGCUCCUGUCAUAUCACAUUGGUUCACAGUCAGUAGUUGCCAUUCCAGUGUAUAUUCGCCACAAUAUUUCCUUCCGUGAUGUAGGAGGAGGAAGAUUGGAUGUCACGGUAGGACCCAAACAAACUAUGGGGCGAACAGUUGAAGGUGUGAUCCUUGAAGUUCCAAUGCCAAAGUGUGUUCUGAAUUGCAACCUGGUAGUGACUCAGGGAAAGUACUCAUUUGAUCCCGUGUCCAAGGUGUUGCGGUGGGACUUAGGCCGCAUUGAUCCCACAAAACUGCCUAAUAUGAGAGGGAAUAUCAGCAUACAGAGUGGGUCCCCUCCACCUGAGAGUAAUCCUACCAUAAAUGUGCAAUUCACAAUCACUCAACUGGCUGUCUCUGGCUUGAAGGUAAACCGUCUUGACAUUUACGGAGAAAAGUACAAGCCAUUCAAAGGUGUUAAGUACAUAACCAGGGCUGGCCGCUUCCAGGUUCGCACAUAAGGGAGAGUUAGGGAGUGUAUUGGGAUGCCUUUCAUUUCUUUAGGCUGAUUUUUCUGUAAUAAUUACAUAGUUUUGUUGUUGUUGCAGCUUGUGUUUUUAUAGUAUAUUUGCUUUGAUUAAGUUUGAUAAAUAUUAUGAGAUAAAUUUUUCUGGUAUAACACUUGAGUUUUUUUAUUGUGUUUGAACAAAGGAAAGUACAUUUUCAUGCUUUCUACCGGUUCUGUAUAUGAUAAGUUCUGUUCUAAAAUGUCAUAAUUAGAUUUUGGUUUUACAUUUUGUAAAUUAAUUAAACAGGGAAUUAAUUAAUGAUUUGAAGAUUAUAAUAAGCUUAUUCAUGUAAUUUAUAUACCAAGAAUGACCAAGGAAUCUGUUUGAUGUGUAGAGGAAUACUUUAUGUACAAGACUGUAUGUUGUUUUGUCAGAGGUAACCCUAAAAAGAAGAGAAAAAAGGUAACUAGUAUAUACUUGAGAUAUUUAACAUUGCAUACAUUGCAAAGAUAAAUGUAACGGUGAAUUAAUUAUUCUUUAUAUAUAUUUAUUUUUCAUUGAUUUAAUUUUUUCUUAUAGUCUAUUGUUGAUUUUAUGAUAGUAUUUUUAAAGGAUAUUUAUGCAAAUCCUGACUAAUGCAAACUAGAAAAAAAUGAUUAUGAAACAAGAUUACACUAGUUUUGAACAUUAUUUUGGAUUUGAUACUUGAACAGCACUCCUUCAAAUCGAGAUACAGCUUCACAUUUCAUUUUCACAAUAUUCCUUUAGUAAUACAAAAUAGAACAUGACUGCAUGGGUCAUUGCAUUUACUUUUCUUACAUCCUUUUUUUACAAGAUCAUCCCUUUGAAACUUUAUGAAUUAAUGAUAAAAUCAAUACCAAUAGUAAACUAUUUAAUGAAACAGUUGUAAGAUAUUUUACACAAUAAAGUAUUCACAUUUUGAGGAAGUAGUGAAGAAGUGCUGAUUUUCAUCAUGAAUCAUAUCUCAUGAUUUUUUUAUUUUUCUUUAGUAGAAUAACAAAUGAAUUCAUUCCAGGUUUUCUUUUUUUGUUACUGAGAAUCUCCAAACCUUUGCUUGAGUGUGUCUUCUCUCAUUUCUAGGCUGUAUUUUGAUUGUUAAAUAAAAGUUAUUGUAAUUACUGGA